AUGACGAUCGAAUUUAAGGGGGAAAAUUAUGAACAGUCCAGGAAAGAGAAUGAAGACAGGAAUGGCUACACAACUGGCGAUAACUACAAAAUAAAUGUAGACAUAAAAAUGAGUAACUUUGCCUCAUCAAACGGAACAAAUACAAGUAAUGGUGACAUGCACAAUUUGACAAAGUGGAAACUAUUCAAGGUAUUAUUCCUAAGGUUAGCAAUCGCAUUAAUAUUUUUAGUAAUCUCCUUGAUCAUACAAGGAUUUUUCAUGAUAUAUAGCGAUUCAUAUUAUAAGAGGUACACCACACCGUUGAGUGAUCGAAUUCACAAUUUGUUUGAGAAUCCACCUGAAUGGAUAUCUUACAAUUUGUCAAACAAUUUAAUAGCAUUGUUGUCAAUUACUUUCGUACAAUUGAUUUUGUUUAAUAGUGUGUACUUGUCUAUGGCCAUUGUUUGUCGCUUCCUUUACAUGCUGGGCUUUUUUUAUUUAUUAAGGGGCGUACUUAUCUAUGUCACUUCCCUUCCAGCCACAUUGGAAACGUGUGUGCCUCUGGAAAGUGGAAACUUUGCAUUUAAUUUAUUGCAAAUAGUUAAAAUAAAUAUGAACUUAGUUUAUGUAUGUUCUGAUUUGAUUAUAUCUGGUCAUUCCUUUUCAACGACCAUAUUUUUAUUGUUCGCCCUUUUUUACAUGAACAAUGUUGUACUAAAGACCCUGAUAACUUUCUUAUGUUGUUUCAUUUAUGCGUUCAUAAUUAUUGGGUUUAUCCAUUACACUUCCGAUGUGUUGCUCGGAUUUACUUUUGGCAUUUUUAUUUUCACCUUUUACCAUUUAAUGCUAGACAUGUCUGCUCAAUAUUACAUUUUUAAUAAAUUAUUUGAAAUUAAAAUUAUUUCAAAUAAAAAAAAUGUGCAGGCCAAACCGUUUUUUUUAAGAUGUUUUCUUACCAGAGUGUUUAUAAGAAUAAUUCCAUUACUUGAGGGAUUAAAUUACUCUAUAGAUUAUGCGAUAAGUAAAAAUUCAGACUUAUCCAUAUUUUGUAUUUGUGAGAAGGAGUUCGCUAUGAGUAUGCCCGCAACAGCAUGUUCUUCGCAGGAGUCCUCAGAAGAAAAUAAAAUUUGUGUCAAUUAUUCUGAUCAUUUAUUUCAUUCCUAUGCUGGGGAUGGCACGAUUAAUUUUUUGUUAUUCAAGUUUUUAAAGACAAUUAAAGUGAACUAA
Molecule: messenger RNA, 1206 nt
Organism: Plasmodium knowlesi strain H
Lineage: Eukaryota; Apicomplexa; Aconoidasida; Haemosporida; Plasmodiidae
Product: sphingomyelin synthase 2, putative
Exons: 1
Coding region: 1-1206 (401 amino acids)
Biological process (GO): ceramide biosynthetic process
Cellular component (GO): Golgi membrane; endoplasmic reticulum membrane
Molecular function (GO): sphingomyelin synthase activity; ceramide cholinephosphotransferase activity
Source: RefSeq, a predicted model, not a curated record